AUGACCUAUCGAUUGACUGAAGAGACUAUAGGUUUAGUGUCCACACAGGAUGAUUCAGGAUCAGAAAGUACCGACUCUGACGAACGAGCCUCAGAUUGGGUGUCAUCGUUGGGUGAAGCCGAACGAACCAAAUCUUUGUUCUCUGAUGAGAUUUUGGACAAUGCUAAACUUGAGUUAGUGUAUGAUUCGGAGAAUCAUGGGUUCGAUUUGAUGAAAGAGUGCAAGAGGUUGGAUCUGGACUUUUAUGGACGUAUGAGAUAUGUGAAUCUCAUCAGGGCUGAGUGCCUAACUCCCGACCAAGCUAAAUCGCUCUCCGCUCAAGAUCCUCGACUGAAAGAUGACACCUUUCUCCAUCCGGUCAUCCUUGAUGAUCCUCUCUUACAGCUCGACUUUGAAGAUACAUGGUCUGAUGAAGAUUCUCCGGACGUGAGGUCACGAGAGGAAAUCCCUUCUGGCUCUUCAUUGGUCAAGGAAAGGGUGGAAAGCGAUGGAAAGGGAGAUAUUGAGAGACAAGGGAAAGAAAGAGAUGAUGAUACUCAUUAUUUCGAAUCUUACGAACAUAAUGACAUUCACGAAAUCAUGCUCAAAGAUACUGUCCGCACCAUGUCUUACGCAACUUUCAUCCUUUCCAACCCUCAAGUGUUCCGAGGGGCUACGGUGAUGGACGUCGGAUGUGGUACGGGUAUUCUCUCCAUGUUCGCCGCUCGAGCUGGAGCAGUCAAGGUCUAUGGGAUUGAAGCUUCUGCUUUGGCUGGGAAAGCAAGAGAAAAUGUGGAGAAGAAUGGUUUAGGGGAUAUCAUCACUAUCAUACAAGGAAAAGUGGAAGAAAUUUCUCUACCUGUGCUUAAGGUAGAUAUCAUAAUCAGCGAAUGGAUGGGUUAUAUGCUGUUAUACGAGUCCAUGCUGGAUUCCGUCCUUGUUGCUAGGGAUAAGUUCUUGUCAAAUACCGGUUUGAUGGUUCCUUCUCAAACGAGAUUGGUCAUAAGUGGUAUAACCGCUGAGAAAGUUUGGGCAGAGAGGGUCAAAUUUUGGAGUUCGGUAUAUGGAUUCGACAUGUCUACUAUGUCAGAUACGUACUUCGACGAAGGUCUUACAGAAGUUGUCGACCCUGAAGAAGUCAUAACCACGGAGAGUAUAAUCAAAGAUAUCAACUCUCAUUCGGCCACUAUAAACUCUCUCGAUUUUCAUUCCUCCUUCCAAAUACAUUCAGCUACGACAGCACCAAUCACCCUUCGAGCAUUUAUGGUACAUUUCAAUACUUUCUUCUCCCCUCUCUCUGGUCAAGCCUCACAUGUUUCUUCUGAACAUACCGUUGAUUUAGUCAAAUACGAGAAUACCAACAUCGCCGAACCAAUCCAUCCGCCGCAUGUUGACCGGGAAGGGAAAGUGGGAACGGAAGUGAGUUUCACUACGGGUCCAAAAGGAAGAGAAACGCAUUGGAAACAAGUAGUUUUUCUCUUGAGAAAUUCAAUCCUUCUUCAGCCAAGUCAAAGUAUCAUCGGUCAAUUUCAUUGUAGGAAAUCCCCUACUAAUUCUCGAGAAUUAGAUGUGGAAAUACAUUUCUCCGUAUCUGUGAAUGGAAAAGUAUCAGAGGGAAGUAUGGUCACUGUGCAGAGUUAUAAAGUUCGAUAGGAGGUGCAGCAUGCAACAUCUACAUAUCUC
Molecule: messenger RNA, 1662 nt
Organism: Tremella mesenterica DSM 1558
Lineage: Eukaryota; Fungi; Basidiomycota; Tremellomycetes; Tremellales; Tremellaceae
Exons: 12
Coding region: 1-1632 (543 amino acids)
Biological process (GO): peptidyl-arginine methylation
Cellular component (GO): nucleus
Molecular function (GO): protein-arginine N-methyltransferase activity
Source: RefSeq, a predicted model, not a curated record